CAACAUGCCAACUGCCAAGCAACUAGCUGACAUUGGCUACAAGACCUUCUCUACCUCCAUGAUGCUCCUCACUGUGUACGGGGGCUACCUGUGCAGUGCCCGGGCCUACCGUUAUUUCCAGCGGCGCAGCUCCCAGCGCCAGGCUGCAGAAGAACAGAAGACCUCAGGAGUCCUGUAGAACUGCAGGUUUUUCUCCUUGAGCAGAGAGGCCUGAGGCAUGCUGUGGAAUGAUCUCACCUGCAAUCAUUUCCAAGUCAAGAGAACUAGGGCCUUAAUGGUUUUCAAAUCCUGCUGAGAAAAAGUGCCCCUGUUUUCUCUGGUACUGCCAGUUUGGGGUGGCUGUGGAAUCACAACAGGAAUGGGAGGAUGAGGCACACCUGUGGACAUUAAAUAUUUUACCAUGUC
Callorhinus ursinus (northern fur seal) is the source of this 405-nucleotide messenger RNA. It is a transcript of the gene COX14, whose product is annotated as cytochrome c oxidase assembly factor COX14. NCBI's taxonomy places the organism in Eukaryota, Metazoa, Chordata, Mammalia, Carnivora, Otariidae. Gene Ontology annotation, cellular component: mitochondrion. The record is from RefSeq and is a predicted model, not a curated record. Gene Ontology annotation, biological process: mitochondrial respiratory chain complex IV assembly.